Dermacentor andersoni is the source of this 2727-nucleotide messenger RNA. RefSeq names its product monocarboxylate transporter 12-like. Gene Ontology annotation, biological process: transmembrane transport. The record is from RefSeq and is a predicted model, not a curated record. Gene Ontology annotation, molecular function: monocarboxylic acid transmembrane transporter activity. Lineage: Eukaryota; Metazoa; Arthropoda; Arachnida; Ixodida; Ixodidae.
CUUUUACGGCAGCAUCGACAACAAUGGACUCGCAGAGAAGCUGGGUCGUGGCUGGCGCCUGCUUCUGGACCAACGUGUUCGCCUUCCCUCUUCUCGGCGCUGCCGGCGUCGUGUACGUCAAUAUUCUACAAACCUUCCACGUGAGCCGGGAGGAAGCCUCGUGGCCCGUCAGCCUCACGUCCACGUUCUACCUUCUCGCAGGUCUUCUUGGAGGAGUCCUGAACCAGUACGUCACCAUCCGGACCAUCUUGGUGAUCUCCUGUACUAUCAGCGCCCUGCUCGUCUCAUCCUGCUACUUCACCACGAGCCUGUGGUUCUUAAUUGUUGUGUUGGGCGUCUUGCAUGGAAUAUUCGUAGGUGGCAUCAGGCUAAACGUGGUGGCCAUCAACAAACACUUCGCCAAAUACUUAUCCAGUGCGUCGGGACUGAACAUGGCCGGUCAUUCUAUGGGAGGAUUCAUCCUGCCGCCGCUGCUUCAGCUUCUGUUCGACCAGUACGGCUUCAGGGGAGCUCUUCUCAUGUGCGGCGGCAUCUCGCUCAACGCUGUCCCCGCGGCUCUUCUUUGUGGUGACCCGGACAAACCGAAGCCACCGGUGGAACAUAGCGAAACCAGUGAUGAAAGCGGUUUUGGAAAGGUCGAAUUUCGCGAAGAGGAGUCCAUCGCUACUGAUUUGAGCGCGACGUUUUAUCACACGUCUGAUGGAGUGGAUGUGCUGCCGGAAAAACCGAUGAAAGAGGUUGUAAGGUACAAGCUGCUUUCACCUGUCCUUUCGGAGAAAAGCACUUGUACUCUGGGAUCAAGUUUGAAGGCCUUUCGGACGACCGAUUUGAAUAAAGAACCGCCGCUUCAGGGCACAGCGCCGAACGAACUCAGCGCUCUUCGCCAAGAUAGCGCAGCCGUUACCGAACACAACUACGGGUUCAUUUUAAACCCGCACUUCUACCUGGUGACGCUUACUCACCUCGUUGUAUUUUCGAACAUGGUUACGUGCCUUACUGUGAUAAUUGACUUUGCCGUCGAUUGCGGCGUUCCCAAGUGGGAUGCGGUGCUCCUGCUGCAAGCGUACUCUGUCGCAGACGUCGUGGCGCGUCUCGGUUCGGGCUGGGUGACGGACAAGAGAUACCUGUCGAGGAGGGCGUGGACCGCCCUGUGUCUGCUCUGCUGGGCUGCGGCGUUGGCGUCGAUGCCGCAAGGGCGUUCCUUCGGCGCGUUGUUUGUGUGCGCCGUCGUUUCCGGUUGGUGCAACGGUUCCACAUUGUCCCUGGUCCCGGUUCUCUACGCUGAAGUGACCGACGCGCGGCGUUACCCUCUAUGCUUCGGAGCAGGAUCCAGCUUGGUCGGCCUCGCCAACCUGUUUCGGCCGUUGUUGAUAGGUCGCUUCCGUGACAACUUCGGGGGCUAUGGAGGCUUGUUCUACUUGUACGCCGGCUGUACAUGCGUGAUGAUAAUAUUCUGGUUAUUGUUUGAAGUGCGGAAUCGGUACAAAGCACAAAAAAUUUUAGCUUUUUAGAUCGUUGCCAAGUGACCACACAUUUGUAACAGCCUGCAAUGACCCAAAUAUGCACCAGGAAGGCUAAGACAGAAUAUUUCCACUGCAGUCCGUUGGAGGGAGAAUCGUUGAAUUGUAUCACAAUAUGGUCCGCUCCUAAAGCAAUCUAAACAGUAAUGAAGCAAACAGACAACAUCAAGAGUUCUUGAUUUUUAUCCAACAAAAUCUCUGACGUGAACUAUGAGGCACAAAUAUAUAGAUGCAAUAUAACCAGCAGGCCGUUCUGUGAUGUCUUAGUGGCGAUCGAUGGCAAAGUAUUAACUAAGUGUUACCUUGAAGAGCCGGCCAUACUACUCUACUAUACAUCCUUAGAGCUAACGCUGUCUUUCGUAAAACGAUUGCACUUUAUAUAGGAUAACAUCAUUACUUGUGUAAAUUAUCAGUGCCCUGGCGAAAUUGCUUCCCACCACUUGAUUUCCUUUCUCGUAUGUUCUGAGGGAAACGAAAUAUGUGGGCUUACAUUAGGCAAGAAACUGAAAAUAAAUUGCAAGGUUAUACCCCAUAUAGCGCAGGGAAAUGGCGCUAUCAAUUAGCAAAAGCGACGUUGAGACUGCAGAACACUUUUCUACGGCUAUAUGUGUUACGCAGCUCCUUUGCUCAACUAGUCUACGCUGAUCACCUCCUGCAAGAUGCAGCAUCAAACGCCCCUCUCUACGGACAAGUUUAAACCGACUCGACUCGAGACCGUUCUCUGAGUCAAAGAUGCUCGGACCGUGGCCCCAUCCGUCACUGGCACAAAAAAGCAAUUCGUGCACUAGUGAGUACUUGAAGUUCACCGGCGUGAGAGACCGCUUAUAGUGCUGCUGUGUAUCCUCCCUGGUGCACGCAGUGCUCACUCUCUUCCUCUUUCUGUUUCCCCUUUCCAUUAAGCCAAGUGCAGGGAAGCAAACCGGACGCUCGUCUGGUUGACCUCCCUGCCUCACCUCUCCUUGCUUUUUCUUUCUCUCUCUUUCUCUCUGCUGGCUUCAUCGAUUGAGCAAUGGUUUUGGAAUAUAUAGACGUACAGAAUUAGCUUUCCAGUUAAGCAGUGAUGCAGAAUAUUUCCUUUUAUUUAUUACGCGAUGAGCAAUUACGAAGUUCAGGUUUCGAUUCUAGGCUAACCCUGUGGAUGCAGCCUUACCUGGUGAUCGGGAACGAAGCGUCUUCGACAAGGCCAGCGAGUCUGUAAGACAUAUUG